CUUUGUUAGUUUGGCCUGGUUGUUUCCCGAUGCCUGAUGGGAACGCGCGUUGUUCAAAUUCGUUUCCGGUUUUAGUUGCGCUGUUUUUUUUCUUUUCGUCAGUCAUGGAGACGCGAGUCAGCCUGACUAACGUUACGACGCCCAGAAAUCAGACUGCGCCGCACAGAAGAAACAAGAGUUAUGGAUUUUCACGCCGAAGUCUUGGCGUUGAAUUAACAUCUAAUUUAGGGUGCACAUCGAGUCAGUUUACUGCUGUACGAAUACCGACCAACCGAAGGAUCCCCAGACCGCGCAACCUUACAGAACAAGUUGACCCUGAACACAUCGGUCUCAUUGUGAAAAAAGAAUGGACGCUUUCCUACGUUACACCCUUAUAUCAGUUCAGACAUACUCAGCUUCAGUCUUACUCAAAACAAUUAGCGGCGUUCAUAGUGACUGAAAAACAACAGGGCGUUGCUGUGGAAGUUGGUCAAGAACUUGGUUUCAAAGUAGUUUUUACCGCGGUCCUUGGACUGGCAGAAACUGAAGAUGAUGCCGUGACCGUUUUAAUACAGAUCCAGUCAAAGCCUGCUUUUGCUGCACAAGGGGAAGCCGCCAAGGUGGUGUGGAGUGGGUGGCUGAGCUGUGUCAGUGGUGAUGUGGAGUACUUAAGGUCCCUGCCCCCUGACUUCACCUGCCUGCCUCUGUUUGGUGCCAGUGGGGCCGAGUCUCUCACUGCCUUGGUCAAGUCCUGGUUUGAGAGGACAUUUGACUGCUACUUUGGCCCUUUGGGCAUCAACUCCACUAACCUUGAGUGGUUAGCUGCCCUAUGGAUUGGGUGCCACCCUGACAUUAACAUCCGCUACCUGAAGUUAGCAUGGAGAGUCCCUGCUCAACCACCUCUGGAUGUCUCUUACACCGUCCACCCACAGGACACCUGGGAACUGUGGAACAGCAUUCGGCAAGAGAGCAACCUGAGGGACACAGUGGACAUUGAGGAGGUCAGCCGUUUCUUCAGAGGGCUGGAAUCCCAUUUUUUCCGCCAUUUCAGGAUCUACCUGUCAGCUGGGACCUUAACUGAGGUGUCUACCUCUCUAGGGUCUGCUCAUCUGGAUGGAAAGAUCAAGAUUACAAGCAGUGACAUGAUGACCUCUGUCCUCGCCCUGCUGACUGAAUGUGCGCUCCUCAGAAUGCCCAUCUGACCAUGGAAAUCUUUCUCAGCGUUUGUAAAUAGCCUUUUCAUGUAUAAAAUGUAUUUUUUAUGUCAAUAUACUAAUUACCGUUUGCAAUAGGGGGGGUCAUGCUUUUAACAGUGAUGUACUAUAAUCGGCAACUGGGAGACGAGGCUACAUGCUACAGUUGGUUAUUAAAGUUAAUGUUUGUUAGAAGUUUCAUUUAUUGUGUGUGACCAUUUUUAACAACUUUUUUAAACAUCCAUUAAUGAGAACUGUCAUACUGCAACCUGUCCCUGGUGAUCUCUGUUCCUGUUGCCCAACCCUGUUCCCGGAGACCUGCCUACCUGCUGUAGGUUUUCAUUCCAACCUUAACAUGCCUGAAUCUAGCUAAACAAGAUCUCUAGCUUUUGAAUUAAGUGUGCUUUGCUAAGGUUAGUGAAAGCCUACAGGAUUUCUAGGAACAGGGUUAGGCCAGCCCUGCUCUUGGUCAUGGAUGAUGGAAUUUGACACUUCCCAACAGCCCCAGCUUGGUUCCAGUAUAUCAAACUAAUGAAAAUAGUUGGUUGUAUUAAAUCCAAAAUGGCA
Conger conger (European conger) is the source of this 1739-nucleotide messenger RNA. It is a transcript of the gene cenpl, whose product is annotated as centromere protein L. NCBI's taxonomy places the organism in Eukaryota, Metazoa, Chordata, Actinopteri, Anguilliformes, Congridae. The record is from RefSeq and is a predicted model, not a curated record. The coding region runs from base 30 to 1181 and encodes 383 amino acids. The transcript is spliced from 5 exons.